Molecule: messenger RNA, 1157 nt
Organism: Jatropha curcas
Lineage: Eukaryota; Viridiplantae; Streptophyta; Magnoliopsida; Malpighiales; Euphorbiaceae
Source: RefSeq, a predicted model, not a curated record
UAUCUUUCCUUGCGUUGCUGUCGCUUCUAAUUCAUCCCUCUCCCUCCGCCUCCCUCUCUCUCUGCGGACUCUAGCCGGAAAUUUGACGCUGUCGCCGUUAAAAUCUUGCAUAACUGGAAAGGCAAACAUUUGAAGACAGAAAAGACGCCUCUUGUAUUCUCCACUAUGUUAACGUUGAACACUGACUUGCAGCAAAUAAGAAAGAGAAACCGAAUCCAAGUAUUAUUCUAUUCAAUUCAAUUACUGGUUUAACAGUUGAAUUUUCUUCAGCUAUAACAGAUUUCUGAGAGGGCAUUAAUGGAUGUUUCAUCUUGGGAUGGAACACUAUCACUGAAUGAUUUUUCUAUUGCUGCCUCUGCCUUUGUGGAGAAGUGGAAAAAGACCAACUCUGCUUUCCCUCCUUGGUUAUGGGUUGAUGGCCCAAAACCACCAUUUAUUGCUUCUCAACAAGUUGAGGGAUUCUUGUCAUUGGAGAAUAUAUGUCUUUUCGGAUCAAGUGAGGACAAUGAAGUGAGUACCGCUGGGGAAGAAGAGGCUGGUUUUUUUGAGAGAGAGGAGGCAAUUGAUGAUGCCACAUUGGAACGUCGCGAUAAUAAUGAAGUGCAUUACUACGAUUUCCAUAUAAUCUACAGUGCUUCAUAUAGAGUUCCAGUGCUAUAUUUCCGCGGGUAUUGCAGCAAUGGCCAGCCUUUGCAGUUGAAUAAAAUUGAGCAGGACCUUCCUGCUUGUUCUGCAAAUGUGUUGCUACAGUCAAAAUGGACUUUUAUAACUCAGGAAGAGCAUCCAUACUUAAACAGGCCAUGGUAUAAGUUACAUCCAUGUGGGACCAAUGAAUGGAUGAAGUUACUUUUCCGUGGCGAAGCUGCAACUGCAAAAAAUAGAGUGCUGAUUGAACUAUAUCUGGUAUCUUGGUUCUCAGUUGUUGGACAGGUGAUUGGUCUUAAGGUUCCUAUAGAGAUGGUGAAUGAUCAUACUGUUUAAUAGCUUCGCUUUGGAGAAAGAAGCCGACGAAACCUGACAUGAAAUGUUCAAGGAAUUGAACUAGCCUCCUCGACAAAGAGACUUGCUGUAAAGAAAAAUUGAAUUCUGUAUUUUUUUGGGAAAUAAAUCUCAUUGAUAUAUAUUUAAUGCAUGGAUGAAAUGGUUCCAACAGCUAA